Talaromyces marneffei is the source of this 1749-nucleotide messenger RNA. RefSeq lists its product as uncharacterized. Gene Ontology annotation, biological process: transmembrane transport. Gene Ontology annotation, molecular function: transmembrane transporter activity. Bases 1 to 1749 code for a protein of 582 amino acids. Lineage: Eukaryota; Fungi; Ascomycota; Eurotiomycetes; Eurotiales; Trichocomaceae. The record is from RefSeq and is a predicted model, not a curated record. The transcript is spliced from 2 exons.
AUGCCAAACAAACAAGAUGUCGCUUCCUUGCAAAACCAGGAAAACAUUCUCCCCAAAACUCGACUUCUCAUUGUCAUCAGCUGUAUCUCCCUUGUCCUAUUCACGGCUUUUAUCGAUCAAAAUGGAGUUUCAGUAGCACUACCCAUCAUUGCAUCAGACCUCAACGCUGAAGACACCAUACCAUGGGCCGGAACAUCGUCACUGAUCGCGAAUACAGUCUUCUCAGUGCUUUACGGACGCCUGUCAGACAUCUUUGGGCGCAAGUCCGUACUUCUAACAGCAUGCGUCAUAUUAGCAGUGGCAGAUCUGCUAUGCGGGUUUGCCCAGAAUGCGCCUAUGCUCUACUUUUUCCGUGCAAUGGCAGGUUUGGCGGGUGGUGGUAUCACCAAUUUGGCAAUGAUAUUUGUGUCUGAUGUCGUGACUCUCGAGGAAAGAGGCAAAUAUCAAGGUAUCAUUGGCGCAUGUCUUGGGGUAGCCAAUAUUGUAGGCCCCUUCAUAGCUGCCGGCUUUAUUCAGGCACCAGUUGGAUGGAGAGGCUUCUUCUGGACGCUUACGCCAAUUGUAGCUUGUGGUGGUGCUGUAUGCUGGUUCGUUCUACCGAAAUCCAAAGUGACUGGCGGUCUUCGAGAAAAGAUACGCAAGAUUGAUGUCUGGGGUUGUCUGACAUCGUCCGCUGGAAUCGUAUUGUUGUUAAUUCCAAUAUCUGGAGGAGGGUUGUACUUUCAAUGGGAUUCCGCAAUGGUCAUUUCCAUGUUGGUGUUUGGAAGUUGUGCUCUAGUUGCGUUUGUCAUUAUCGAGUGGAAGGUGGCCAGGAUUCCAAUGAUGCCAAUGAGUAUCUUCAGAAACCAAUCUGUUGUGGCUCUCCUCGUUCAAAGCUUCUUGCUCGGCUGGGUAUACCAGAGCUAUCUUUACUACCUUCCACAAUACUACCAAAAUAUACGCGGGUACAGCGUAAUUGUCAGCGCGGCGUUGAGUAUCCCUCUGGUAUUCAUGCAAUCAGUUGGAUCUGUGGUGUCCGGUGUAUAUAUCUCUCGCCGCCACCAUUACGGAGUGAUUCUUUGGAGCGGCUUUACAAGCUGGACAAUUGGAUGCGGUUUGAGUAUACUCUUCGAUCAAGACACCAAUCCGGGAGUGUGCGUUGUGGCACUUCUUCUCAUCGGAAUCGGUGUCGGAUUCGUCUUUCAGCCCACCCUAGUUGCAUUGCAGGCUCACUCACCCAAGUCUCAAAGAGCAGUUAUAAUCUCGAGUCGAAACUUCUUCCGCUGCGCUGGUGGUGCAUGUGGUCUCGCGAUCUCGGCCACUAUCCUGCAAAGUGGGUUGAGAAGCCAUCUUCCAGCACACUUAAAAUAUGUUGCAUCGUCGAUAUAUAACUUGCCAACCUUUGAUGACCCUGAAAUCACAGCAGUCGUCUUAUCAGCAUACAUGAAGACCACAAAGAAUCUGUACAUAACCAACACCGUUGUGAUUGGCGUGUGUCUAUGUGCCUGUGUAUUAGUCAAAGACCGAGGACUGAAAAUGGAAGACGAUCCUGUGAAAAAGGAGUCAUCAGCGCCGGGAUCCACGACUGUCACUGAAUCAGGAUCUGAUAUCAUGCCAGUGACAGAUCAGAUUACAAUUGAGGUUGCAAAGAUGGAGCGUGGAGAUAUUGAAAAGGGUGGUGCAAUUUCAGAGUCGGCACAAGACGACAAUCAUCAUCAUCAUCAUCAUCAUCAUCAUCAUCAUCAUCAUCAUCAUCAUCAUCAUCGUUGA